GGUGAUGGAUCCACGCCCUGGCUUGCUUUCUCCUCAGUCCCAGACCUGCUCCCACCUGGCAGAAACCUGCCUGGAACAGGAGAGAAGCCCACCCACAGCAGAGCUGAGCAGAGACGCCUCCUUUCCCCGUAGUCCGCGGCCGAGCUCCAGCCUCACUGAGGUCGACUGGUUUGGGGAUGAGCACAUCCAGGCAAAGAGGGCCAGAGUAGAGACCAUUGUCCGAGGCAUGUGUCUCUCUCCUGGUUCCCUGGUGUUAGGCAGAGCCAGGGAGAGCUCAGGCUGUCCAGAAAAGGCCCGGGAGCGGAAGAGAAAGCAGAGCCUUCCCAUGCACCAAGGUCCCCUGAAAUCUAGUCCUGCCUGGGAUCGAGGGCCCAAAAAGGGGGGUGCCCGGGUGAAAGAACAGCUUCAUCUACUGAAGCAACAGCUAAGACAUCUUCAGGAGCAUGUCCUACAGGCCACUGAGGCCCGAGCACCAGCGCAGGGCCCAGGAGGUGAACAAAGAAAUCUCCUGGGAGCAAAGGCAAGGAACAGCUGCCCGUCUAGCCCCAGGACCAUGGAGAACAAACCCCACUGGAGUUCUAGCAAGGACCUCUGUGGAGCAGCAGUAAAGACCAGAACCACUGAGGUUCAACAGCAGUCAGAGGAGCCCACGCUCGGUCCUUCGGGACCACGGGUUUUGAUGGAGACUCUGAGGAAAGAACUGAACAGGGCCGUGUCCCAGGCUGUGGACUCAGUAUUACAACAGGUGCUACUGGAUCCACCAGACCACCUCACACAGCAGGGCCAAAGCUGUCAAGGGCUAGCAUCAGAGGGCAGAAACCAGGCUUCGCUAACAGGGAGAAGUGCCUAUAAGGAUCCACUUGCUCUUGCCACCCUUCCCAGAAGGGUCCCGCCACAAGCUGGGGUUCCCUUGGGCAAUUCAACACUGGUGAGGCCUCGAGAUUCUCCUAUGUGUCCUGCCUCUCCUGUCCCUAAACCUUAUCACAGUUCCCUAUCAAAUUGUCCCGUAACAGCUGUGCCUUCCCACAUCUGGGAAAAUCAGAUUCUUAGCCAGCUUCUGGGUCGUGGGCCCAAUCACCAUUGGGAUGGCAGCCCUCUACGGGACUCAUCUUCCCAAAGUCAUACCUCCCCAGAGUCUGUCCAGCAACCUUGGGGGCUGAGCCAGCAGCAGCUCCCCAUACCACUCACCCCAGUCCACCUGGAAAGCCGGCCUCUCCUGCCCUCUGUGAAGAUGGAGCACAGCAUGCUGCAGGGCAUGGCUGACACACUUACUUUCUCUUCCAUUCACAUCCAGGAAGGCCUGAGCCCCGGCCACUUGAAGAAGGCCAAACUAAUGUUUUUCUUCACGAGGUACCCCAGCUCUAGCCUCCUGAAAGCUUAUUUCUCAGAUGUUCAGUUCAACCGCUGCGUCACCUCCCAGAUGAUCAAGUGGUUCAGCAACUUCCGUGAAUUUUACUACAUCCAAAUUGAAAAGUAUGCCCGGCAAGCACUUUCAGACGGUGUCACAAACCCCCAAAUGCUGGUGGUUCUCCGCGACUCAGAGCUUUUUAGAGUUCUCAACACACACUAUAACAAAGGAAAUGACUUUGAGGUCCCUGACUGCUUCUUGGAAAUUGCCACCUUGACGUUACAGGAGUUCUUCAGGGCUGUCUCCACAGGGAAAGACUCGGAUCCCUCCUGGAAGAAACCCAUUUACAAAAUUAUUUCAAAACUGGACAGUGACAUCCCAGAAAUACUCAAAUCCUCCAACUAUCCCCAGGGACCGUUUCCAAGUUAA
Messenger RNA from Acomys russatus (golden spiny mouse), 1777 nucleotides. It is a transcript of the gene Prox2, whose product is annotated as prospero homeobox 2. The coding region runs from base 5 to 1777 and encodes 590 amino acids. Gene Ontology annotation, biological process: regulation of transcription by RNA polymerase II. NCBI's taxonomy places the organism in Eukaryota, Metazoa, Chordata, Mammalia, Rodentia, Muridae. Gene Ontology annotation, cellular component: nucleus. The record is from RefSeq and is a predicted model, not a curated record. The transcript has 4 exons. Gene Ontology annotation, molecular function: RNA polymerase II cis-regulatory region sequence-specific DNA binding; DNA-binding transcription factor activity, RNA polymerase II-specific.